This is a messenger RNA of Dufourea novaeangliae, 731 nucleotides long. It is a transcript of the gene Chrac-16, whose product is annotated as chromatin accessibility complex protein 1. Gene Ontology annotation, cellular component: nucleus; CHRAC. The record is from RefSeq and is a predicted model, not a curated record. The coding region runs from base 42 to 566 and encodes 174 amino acids. NCBI's taxonomy places the organism in Eukaryota, Metazoa, Arthropoda, Insecta, Hymenoptera, Halictidae. Gene Ontology annotation, molecular function: protein heterodimerization activity. The transcript is spliced from 2 exons.
CAGAAUUAAUUUUGUGUGAUUUUGUGAGCAUUUAUGAGAAAAUGAACGCACAAGGAUCACCGGCUAAAAUGAAAGAAUUACGUCUACCUAUGUCAAGGGUGAAAACAAUUAUGAAGAGUUCACCCUACGUUGAUACUAUCGGACAGGAUGGAUUGUAUUUGGUCACAAAAGCUACGGAACUAUUUAUACAUUAUCUAACAGAAGAAGCACAUCUACAAAAUAAUAAAGGCAAUUCCCUGGAUUACAAACAUUUAGCAGAGGUGGUGCAAACCAAUGAUAUAUUGGAAUUUCUCAGAGAAAUAAUGCCCAGAAAAAUAACAGUGAGACAAUUUAAAGAAAUGAUGGCUGCCAAGAACUCACAUAGCAGUUCAGAAAGCAGCUCAGAUUCAGAUAGUGACAGUGAGUCAGACACAGAUUCUUGUACUGAUAGCGACGACAAAAAAGCAGGUGACAACCUAUCAAACAGUGAUCAAAGUGAAACAAAAGAGAAUGGUAAAUGUGACUCAAUCAGUGACAAAAGUGAAGCCAGUGGAAAAAGUGACAGUGAAGAUGAAACUAAGAGAUAGGGAAACAUUUGUUUUUACCGAUAUUCUCAUAAGACAGGCUCUCUGAUCACUUAGAGAAUAACUUGAAGUUCAUACAAAAUAUUAUAACAUGCGAUAAUGUAAACAUUUGGUCAUAGAUAAAUAUCCAAAGUCUUAACAUUUGAUAUUUUAGGACAAUAAUGUUAG